ACUCCACCAGCCCACCACUCCCCUCCUCUCGCCUCCACAUGGCUUCUCGUCCUCUGCUAUGCUCUGGCAUGUGGCUGUUCCUCUUGUGCUGCCUGGUCGCCCUGCUUGCUACCGCCGCACUUGGCCAGAGCCUCCCCGACGAUGCGGUCGUUCUGCUCGACGUGGACAUCCUGGCACCCGAGGCUGAGCUUGCUGGCGAGUAUCGGGUCUUUGCGCACUCGAGCUACGAGAUCCAGGUAGUGGCCUAUGUCCGCGAGGGUGGCACAGACAAGUUCUGCGAUGGAUCUGGCUGUGCCAUCGAUCUAGGCUUCUCCGUCCCGCUCGGCACCGUCUCGUACGUCGCCGUCACCUCGUCCAUCGUCUCGCGGCAGACCGUGACCUUUGACACGCCGGGCUACUACACGCUCAAUGUCUCGGCCACCUAUAUUGAUACCGGCGCGGGCUCUAUCAACGAGGACGACCACGCGCUCAGCUAUCGCUUGCUCGACAAGCCCAUCCACGCCGUCGCCCAGCCGGUCGCCUCGCUCAGCUUUCCGCUCGCCACCUCGGUGACGGCAGCCACCCCAUUCGCCACCCUGGUCUCGUUCACCGCCUCGGACGACAAUACCACGUUCCACUCGGUCGCUCUCUCGCCGGCCGCCCAUCUCGCCUCCUCCAUCGGCUCUGAAAUCCUCAACGAGCGCAUCGACGUCAUCGCCGCAGCCUGGCCGGUGGUCUUUGUCAACGAGCACCUGGUUGCCAGCGCCGCCACCACGUACUCCCUCAUUCACACCACCACCUCGUCGCUUGGUGGUACGAACACAACCAUCUACCCUUCCGCCAUUACUGUCUACCCGGCUCCGGCCAUCGCCUCGGCUCUAGUCCCGCCCUCCGGCUCGUCCCGCACCACUGCCUCCACCCUUGCCCUCCCGCUCCAGGUGUACAUCGAUCCGGCAACGGGCGUUCCGCCCUACACCUACUCAGUCUCCAUCUGGUCGGCCGACGGCUCGGCAGAGCUCCUUCCCAAUGUUGUUGCUGAUGUGGUGAGUCCGGCCUCGCGCUCAGAUUCCGCCUACAAUGCUUCGUUCCCGCUCCCAGUCUCGGCUUUUGCCGCCGUCACGCUCCCGCACGACGUCGUUGCAAGGGUCACCCUUGUCGACGCCGCCGGCGCGCCCGCCACCUCAGUCGGCCAAUCACUUCCAAUCACCGUCGUUCCGCCAGCUACCGUCAUUGGCUCCGUCACUCCUCUGGUGCCCUCCCCCGCGCUCCUCACCGCCGGUGCCACCAUUGCCGUCUCUGUCGAUCGUGACCCCGCCCACCCGCUUGCAGGCUCCGACCCGUUCACUGCGUCGUGGGACAUUGUCCGGCUCUCCGACGGCGCAGUCUUCUCGCUUGCUGCGGCCACCACGGCUUCGCCGCUCAACAUCACCCUCGACCCAUCGAUCCUCGCAUCGCCGACCGACGCUGCCGCUUUCAACAUCACCCUCUCCGUCGUCGACUCGGCUGGCGUCACCGCUGUUGCCUCGGUCCCCGGCUGGUCGCCCACCACUGUCGCUCCGCAGCCGCAGGCCGCCAUCGCCCUCCCACCGUCGGCGUCCGCCCCGGUUAGCGUCGCCCACACCGGCUCGAUCACGGUGGAUGCUUCUGUCACACACGGCAUCGCGCCCUACGCUGCCACUAUCUCGCUCCGCAAUCCCGCGGCGCCGACUGUUCCCGUCUUCUCCUACAACGUGGUUCUCGCUAACUCGUCCGUCACAAAAGUCACCUUUGCGCUGCCCGACUCAAUUCCGCCGGCUUCGGACUACCGCCUUGCUCUCGAUGCCGUCGACAUGCUUGGCGUCACCGCCUCGGUCAUCAACGCCGCCGCCACCGUCUCGGUCUACUCGCGCCCCAACGCGACCCUCGCUCUGGAUGCGCCGGGUGCUGUCGUCACCGAGGGCACUUCUGUUGCGCUCACCGUCGCUCCGGCCGCUGGUGCAGGCAUCGGCGCGCCGUACGCGCUUGUCUUCUCCCUCCUUGACGCCAACACGCUUCAAGUACUCUCCGCAAAUCUAGCAACUGCGACCUACGCCUCGGGCACGGCGCCCAUGGACAUCUCAAUUCCACUGGGGGCUAGCUGGCCGGCGCCGUCACUUCUCACUGGCCUUGCUACCGUCCCGGCCUCGGUCCGCCUCGGUGUUGUCCUCACCGACGCCUCGGGUGCUGUCUCGGCCCGCAUCGUCACCCCGGCGUCAAUCUCGCUGGCUGCCCAGCUCGCCGCAGCCAUCGCGCCGGUCAAUGGCGUCGGUGCCACCACCGCUACAAUCCCCACAGCCAUCGCCGUUGAAGCUGUCACAGGCGGCGUCGCGCCGUACAUCUACGCGUGGUCGGUCGGAAACUCUGACAGCCCGCCGACCAUGACACCGAUCGUCGGCAACUCGCCCAACAUCUCGUUUACCUUUGACCCCAGCUAUCUGCCCGCGCCGGGUGUCUCUGGCACCGCUGCGAUCCGGCUGCUAGUGACCGAUGCCACCGGCGCGUCGAUUGUCGCCAACGCCAGCGUCACCGUCGCGCCCUCGCCGCAUGUUUCGGCGCUUGCCUUGGCCCCGGCCCUCUUUUCCGCCACCGCCCCGCUCACACUAUCGGGGUCCAUCACUGCUGGCGUCGCGCCCUACUCGGUCUCGCUGCGGCCGUACACUCGCGAAGGCGUCGCCAUCCCGCUGCCGGACACUCUGCUCGCCGCGCUCACUUUUGAGCUGGCCCGCGGCUCGGCGUUCUCGCUCACAACUACCCUCAACGACACCUUUAUCGAUGUGCUUGCUGCAGCCGGUGUGUCCACAGCCAGCGAUGGUGGACUUGAGCUCUCCUUCCGCGCCACCGUGGUUGACGCCGCAGGUGCCACCGCUGUCAUCGAUGGCUCGGGCACCAACAUCGACGCAACUGCCUACCGCGCGCCCACUGUUGCGCUACAGGUCCCGGCCACCCCAGUGCCGAACCGCUCAAACGCGUCGCUGGUCGGCCACUCGGUUGUCGGCGGUGUGCCGACAGGCACGUGGACCUUUGCAUUUGCCGUCGGCGAUGGCACGUCUCUCUACGGGUUGUUUGUGACAACAACGUCGAACAUUCCGCAGCCACUUGCCUCCAUCGCCGCACCGGUCCCGCUUGCGGUCCCUGAUGCCAUUCUCGCCGACGGCGUACGCCUCCCCGCCACCCUCACCGUCACGGAUCCAUCGGGCGCCAUCGCCGUCGCCACCGCUGUUCUCACCGUCGAGCCUAGUGUCAGCGAGACCUUUGCGCCCGCGUCGUCCUCGUCUCCGUCUGGCCCGGACACAACGCUCAUUUUCAUCAUCGUUGCGGCGCGGCACCCGGCCUCAUGCUCGCUCUCCGACUCCACGUCCGGUGCGCUCGAGGCUGCCUUUGACGGCACCGUCGACACUGUUGACACCGACGGUGUCCUCACCAACGUCACGCUGCACGAUCUAUUCAAGGAUGUGCUCAAUGCUGUCGAGGAUGCUGAGGCCUACAUCGAACACCGCCAGUCGCGCACGGACGACUGGUCGUCUGCUUCAUCAUGCGACCCGCGGUAUCUCGCCAUCAGCGAUACCGGCCCCGCCUCGACCAUCAUCGAUGCCUCGGUCUCUUCAUCGACUGCAGACUCGUCGUUUGAUCAGAUGUGGUCCGCCUCCUCCAGCAGAUGA
Messenger RNA from Thecamonas trahens ATCC 50062, 3656 nucleotides. RefSeq lists its product as uncharacterized. The transcript has 2 exons. NCBI's taxonomy places the organism in Eukaryota, Apusomonadida, Apusomonadidae. The record is from RefSeq and is a predicted model, not a curated record. The coding region runs from base 39 to 3656 and encodes 1205 amino acids.